CUCAGUCUCGUUCGAUGUUUGUGCUUCAUCAGACUGAUACUGACAACAAAGAAUAGAUAUAAAGGAGGAUUGUUUUCUUUCCGGCUAGAAGGAGAAUAAUAGUGUCAUGUCUAGAUAACACCCGCUAUACUCGCGACGUGACAGCAACUCGAUAUAAACGAAAGCUAUUCUCCGACCAGAAAAGAAAAACAGCUCCACGUAACCCCUGCAAAACCUUUGGGAGAGUCUCAACUGCUUUAGCAUGGGGAAGACUGGGCUUCAAGACCUUCCUCCUGAAAUCGUUCGACACAUCAUUGACGAAGUGGAAAGAAAGCAUUCGCUACUUCUCGUCUGCAAACAAACUUCACUCAUAGCAUCCGAAUAUCUAUACGCUUCACUCAUUUCGGGUGAAGAAGAGCGACAUAGUAUCGAUGGUUAUACACCCCCUCUCUCCAAAUUAAUUGAGGGCCUACAACACACUGAGCCGACCCGCGACGCACCUUUUGGCUCAGAUGUCAAGCUGAGUUUCCUGAAAAGGGCGAAAAAGAUGCAGCACGCCUUUGGGACUUAUAUCUGCUUCAGAGAGUCUUCUUCCGAUGAGAAGGUGCUUGAGAAGAUCACGUCCGUUUUCCAGUCUCUACAAAGGAGAUGUAUUGUGGCUUUCCCAAGCCUAGACGAGCUUCACCUCCAUUGCACCGGCUGGUCAUCAAUAACCCCGCCCAACCGUCGUUGCGCUUUUGCACUGGCGGCCGUAUCCCAGCCAUUGCUCUGUUACUGGCCCUUCAUUUUCAGUCUUGACGAGCUGCCCUCGCUCCCUCUUCCAGAAAGUGAAACCCGAUCAGGAGGCAAGAUCAGUAGAGAAGGCAAGGAAGGGUAUAUGGAAUUGAAGUUUGCACAAGGCCAUAUUCCUGACAGAGUUAUACAUGUACCUUACAAGGUGCCUUGUAUACCCAGUGUCUGCUACGGCACUCUCAAUGUCGUUUCUUACAGCCAACUCUGGAGCCAUCCCGCAUGGUCUGUGGCGGAGACAAUCGACUAUCUCAAAUCCAUUCUCCGAUAUGCUCACCCCGAAGUCUUUAGCCCGGAGGAUGAUGUAGUCCAAAAAGUGGGAGAGAAAGAAAAGCAUACCAGGGACAAGACAAUGUGGGCGUUCUUAUGGGUCGGAAGGUUUACGAAAAAGGAAGGCAAGACGUACGGUACUAUGAUGAAGUUGGUUGAGGAAGGUCUUUAUGAAGCGGUCCCGUGCAUGAAAGAGAGGGUCAAGUUCUGCGUUGGAGAUGUGGGGAAGUAGAUUAUUGCGUAGAUUGUCCCAAGAUGCUUGUUGAUUCAAGGC
Molecule: messenger RNA, 1312 nt
Organism: Cryptococcus deneoformans JEC21
Lineage: Eukaryota; Fungi; Basidiomycota; Tremellomycetes; Tremellales; Cryptococcaceae
Product: expressed protein
Exons: 3
Coding region: 242-1270 (342 amino acids)
Source: RefSeq, a predicted model, not a curated record